Rodentolepis nana is the source of this 927-nucleotide messenger RNA. Lineage: Eukaryota; Metazoa; Platyhelminthes; Cestoda; Cyclophyllidea; Hymenolepididae. The record is from the annotation of a GenBank genome assembly.
GCACCGAGACCCCGUAAUCAAGUUUCGGAUCCUCAAGCUCUUUUCAUGAGUCGAAUGGUUUCCACGUGUCAGGAAGUGGAAGCCGCAUGGCCUUCACAGGGACGAAUUGUUUUCAAAGGGAAUGCUAAUUCUACAGUAACAGUAGGAGAUUCUCUCGUGCCUGAGGAAAAGUUGGCAUUAACCGACAUAAACCUAAACGUAGAAUCUGGAGAACACAUCGGCAUUGUCGGACGAACAGGAUCUGGCAAAUCCUCCCUGAUUCGUGUUCUUUUCCGUCUGGUUCCCCACAUGGAAGGACCCGUCAGCAAUCUGCACAUAGCUAAGGUCAAGAAAUUCCGCGGUGCCACUGGAACGGUUGAAGUUGACAAUGUUGAUAUCCGCAAGGUGCCUUUACGUAUAUUAAGAUCAAGGAUGUUGUGUGUCCCCCAAAAUCCUUUUCUCUUUUCUGGUACUGUUCGCGAAAAUCUUGACUACGAUAAUUCUUAUACCAAUGAGGAGUUGACGGAUUUAUUAUUGCGCUGUGGUUUAGUGGGUGAAGCUGCCGAGGCACUUGCGUUUUUGGAUAGUGAAGUAGGAGAAGGCGGUCAAAAUCUUUCCUCAGGUCAAAGGCAACUUCUCUGUUUAACGAGGGCCCUAUUCCGUCGUGGCCAGGCACGAUAUAGCGUUAUUUGUUUGGACGAAGUUACCGCUUCCCUGGAUGAUGUUUGCGAGAAGAGGAUUAGGGAACUGCUCAACAAUGAGUUUGCCAAAUCUACAGUUAUUCUGGUAGCACAUCGUAUUUCAACUGUGUUGAGCUGCUGUUCUCGGGUCGUGGUGAUGAGCUUCGGUCGUAUUGUUGAGGUUGGUGACCCAAAGGAUUUGGCUCAGAAUCCCAACUCCCAUUUCUACCAAAUGCUCCACAGUCAAGCCAUUCAAUCCUCCGAGUGA